AUGGCACAAAACAUUAAUAUCAUCGAUUUGCUACCAAACUCUUUGCUUUUCAAAUUCAUUUCACUCAUUCCAUUCAAAGAAGCUGCACGGACAUCAAUCCUUUCAAAACGUUGGUUGCACUUGUGGAAACACUCAACCAACGUAGAAUUUAAUGAACACUAUUUUUCUAAAUCUUACGAAUCCAGCCAUCAGCAAAGGAUAAUUCAAAGAACGAAUUUUGUCAAUUUCAUGGCAUUUUGGAUCGAAAACAACAAAGAAAAUUUCAUCAUUGAAAAAUUCUCUUUAAGAUUGUCAGAUUUUGAUCAUGAAGUUGAUUGUGAGAUCCUCGAAAAGUGUGUUGAUUUUGCUACAAAACAUGGUGUUCAAGAUUUGGUGCUUGAUUUUUCUGAUCCUGAUUGGACUGAAGAAGAUUUUGAAAAACCUGAAGCAUUGUUUGAAUUGCCAACAAAGGUAUAUGAGCAAAAAGCCCUAAAAUCUCUCAAAUUAUUUUCUUGUAGUUUUGUUGAAACUGAGUUGAUUAGGUUGAGUGCUCUCAGAGAAAUUUCUUUUGCUUGGAUGGAAUUGAAAAAUGAUGCCAUCAAAAUUUUGUUAUCCAACUGUAAGAUGAUUGAGAGUUUAACCAUGAAAAAAUGUUGGAUAAGUACUAAAUUUGAAUGUCGUGAAAGUAACUCGAGUUUGAAAAGGAUUGUUGUUGAUAGUUGCAAUUUUGUUUCUUAUGUAUUGGCCAUCAAUGUUCCUAACCUAAUUUAUUUCAAGUAUUAUGGGAAUGUCAUUUGUUUUGAAUUGGAGAACUCCAUACAUAUGGAAGAGGUUGAUCUUGACUUUGGUCUUGAAUAUGAGUUUCCUGAAGAGUGUGGUUUUAUUUACAAUAUCAUUACAAAUUUCAGCCAUGUUAAGGCUCUCGAUGUAUGCAGUUACACACUUCAGGUUUUAUCUGCUGAGUUGGAAUACAUGCUUAUAGAAUAUGAAAUGAAUACUCGACAUUUGAAGUUAAAGACAAACUUGCAUAAUGAUGAAUGUCAAGGAGUCUCGCUCUUGCUCGAGAAUUGUCAUGUGUUGGAGAUUCUCACUAUUAAUUUAGGAUUUGGAAAAUUCUUUGAUAGGGUUUUAGAUGACGACGAUGAAGAUGACGACGACGAUGAUAAUUUGUUAGAGGGUGAUGAUAAAGAUGAAUAUUCAUCUUAUGGUGAGAGUGAUGAGCAGAGAAGUUGGAUAGACUAUGAAAAUAUUUGGCAAUGCUUGACAUCAACUUUGAAGAUAGUUGAGAUCAAUAAUUUUAUGGGUACUGAAAAUGAGGUUUUAUUGCUCCACUUUAUUAUCAAUAAUGGAAGUUUCUUACAAAUGAUCAAUAUCAAUGUGAAAAAGGGAGAGGUUGUGAUGGUGGAAAAUCAUCGUAAGAUAGAAGAAUUUGUGAUGAGUAUUCCAAGGGCUUCAAGAUAUUUAGAGAUAUGUUUUCGUUAUUGA
Molecule: messenger RNA, 1464 nt
Organism: Vicia faba (fava bean)
Lineage: Eukaryota; Viridiplantae; Streptophyta; Magnoliopsida; Fabales; Fabaceae
Source: the annotation of a GenBank genome assembly